Molecule: messenger RNA, 537 nt
Organism: Linum trigynum
Lineage: Eukaryota; Viridiplantae; Streptophyta; Magnoliopsida; Malpighiales; Linaceae
Source: the annotation of a GenBank genome assembly
AUGGUCGCAUACAGGUAUCACCAGUACCAGGUUGUUGGAAGAGCCCUCCCAACUGAGGGUGAUGAGCAUCCCAAGAUUUACAGGAUGAAGUUGUGGCACACAAAUGAAGUCCGUGCUAAGUCCAAGUUCUGGUACUUCUUGAGGAAGUUGAAGAAGGUGAAGAAAAGCAAUGGUCAAAUUCUUGCUAUCAACGAGAUCUUCGAGAAGAACCCAACCAAGAUAAACAACUACGGGAUCUGGCUCCGCUACCAGAGUCGAACCGGGUAUCACAACAUGUACAAGGAGUUCAGGGACACCACUCUGAACGGUGCUGUGGAGCAGAUGUACACUGAGAUGGCUUCUCGCCACAGAGUGAGGUCUCCAUGCAUUCAGGUGAUCAAAACUGCCACCAUCCCUGCCAAGCUGUGCAAGAGGGAGAGCACCAAGCAGUUCCACAACUCCAAGAUCAAGUUCCCAUUGGUGUUCAAGAAGGUGAGGCCUCCAACCAGGAAGUUGAAGACGACUUACAAGGCAUCCAGGCCCAACUUGUUUGUGUAG